AUGCCAACGCAGCACGUGAAACCGGGAACUGAGGAGCACCUAGGAGAUGUUGCGAAUGCUUUGUUGAAAGCGCGGAAAGUGGUAGUUGUGACUGGUGCUGGUAUCAGUACCAACUCUGGUAUUCCUGACUUUCGAUCAGAGAAUGGGUUAUACUCUCUGAUCCAGGCACAAUUUGAUGCUGCUUCUCGGCAGGCACGACAAGACGAGCAUGAUGACCAUGAUGAACACGAGGAAGCCGCAGAUAAUGCACGUCCCACGAAAAGAAGGAAAACAUCGAUGGAUGCCAUAAACGAGCCUGACUGGAUAACUGUCAAAGUUGGCCCAGAUGACUGUCAAGACGCGCUUCAGGAUGGACCAUCUUUGCCUCAACAUACAGAUCGUCCGGAACUGUUGGAGGACAGUGCUGUCACUGCUGCUACAGCUGCCACACAAAUUGUGGUUGGGACAAAGUUCAGAACACCGCAAUCAAAGACGGAAACUCGCUCUUCGCCAGAUUUGAAUAGUUCGCCUCCAUCAUCUCCCUCAGCUGAAUUCAUGAUUUCGCCAUCCACGGUUCGAUCACAUACUCAUAGGCGUUUGACAGAUGCAGCCCUUCCCUUGAGCUCAUCGCCGCUUUCGUCGCCUCCCCCUGUUCUCUUUGACCCAUUUGACACAGUUUCGCCGUCAGAGGCGAGCUCCGGGCGACGGAGUAGUACAUCGCUCUCUGAGGUUGAUGAAACAGACUCUCCACCAAAUUCACUUCCUUCAUCCCAGAAUUCCGCUGGGAGCAGAAGCGCACUACCUAAUAUGAAGGGCAAGGAUCUUUUUGACGCCAAUAUCUGGUCGGACCCGAUAAGAACUUCUGUCUUCUAUACAUUUGCAACAUCUUUACGGCAAAAGAUCAGACACGCCGAACCAACAACAUCGCAUCGAUUUAUCAGCCACUUGCGUGAUCGGGGAAAGUUGGUGAGGUGCUACACCCAAAAUAUCGAUCAAAUAGAGGAGAAAGUCGGACUAUCGACACGAUUACAAGAUGGCCCAGGCAGUCGUGGGCGAUUUUCGCGACGAUCAACGGCAAACAUGACGCAACUAAAUAAAAUGGUCGAAGAGGCCAAGUCAGCAUCCUCAGAUAAACUGGCAUCUGAGACUUCAAGCCUGUCAGAUGCUCCUGCAGAUUCAAGCGAGCAGUCACAACCCUCGUCAUCAGAUGAGAACAACAUCCCUGCUACCGAUAGGGAACCACGAUCAGAUAACCAGGCCAAUGCAAUUCCGAAAGUUCGAAGGGAGUUGCCUCGCUCCGGAGUUGAAUGUGUAUUUCUGCACGGAUCCCUGGACCUCCUUAGAUGUUUUCUUUGUGGCAAAGUCUGCUCUUGGGACCAUGACAAUCGCGAGUCUGAAACACUUUCAGGCCAGCAACCAGAGUGCCCUCACUGCGUUGGAGCCACGGCGGCGCGACAGGAGAGGGGCAAGCGUGCCUUGGGCGUUGGCAAACUACGUCCUGAUAUUGUGCUCUAUGGCGAAGAACAUCCUAGCUCACACCUAAUUAGCCCAAUCAUCACCCAUGACUUGAGCUUGUAUCCAGACAUGCUGCUCAUUUUAGGCACAAGCCUUAGAGUCCAUGGCCUGAAGGUCAUGGUAAGGGAGUUUGCCAAAGCAGUUCACUGCAAAGGCGGCAAAGUUGUCUUUGUAAACUUUACUAAGCCUCCUGAUAGCAUCUGGGGAGAUAUUAUCGACUACUGGGUACAGUGGGAUUGUGAUGCCUGGGUCACUGAUUUGCAGGCCAGGAUACCGAAACUUUGGCAAGAGCUAGAACCUGCAAGACCCAGAAGGAAGCGAGAAUCCAGCGGAACAUCUGAGGACAGCGCAAAGGAAGAGAAAAAGAAGCCACCGCCCGCCAACCCGGUGGCUUUACGCGACACCAAAGUCACCGGCGCGUACUGGACAUUCAAAGUCCUUAGUGAGCUGCACCGAAUAACGGGCAACUUGCAGCCGGAGAAUGUGCCAGCCCGUCGAGCCUCUCUACCCGCAGGUAUCACAGCAGCGGGUAUUGUAGCUGAAGUAUUUCCCCAUGCUCCGACAAACAAGGUGCAGAAAGAAACCAAGGCUAGGCAGAAAGGGUCGCGAAAGUCGGCUCCAGGGGCACUGGAGAAGGGUCAGAGACGAUCAUCGACACUCAACCCCAACCACGGUAGAUCACGCAAGAAGGCGCAGGCAAUGGUGUCAAGCCAGGUGCCUGACCAUGUGCCCGAACCCACGACGUCUCCGGCACUCACUUCUGUCGAGCCAUGCAGUACUAAUUCUAUAUUGAGUUCAGUUAAGGAAAAUGCUAGAGUCAGGAAGAGAAAGAAGGUGGAUGGGGAAGAAAUUCCCGCGCCCAAGGUUGGCAGAAGGCGAGGUGGGAGUUCAAGGCAUAAGGCCAAGAAAGAUGACCUGAAGCUGCCUCCUUUACAGCCACUGGGAACGAAUCGGCCAGCUUUGCUCUACGGCAAACCACAACCAUUGGAACCAAAGAGCCCGCCGUCCGGACCCUUGACGUCGCUGUCGCCAAAUUUGCGAAGUGCCAAGACAUUCCAAAGACACAACGCCUUCUUCCUGGACGAGUUACUCGUGGGAUUGCACAGUGCACCACAUGGUCAUCCAUUUCAAAACUACAGCGAAAAUGUGCCUCCAACUCAGGCGGGAACAAAAGAAGAAGCGAAUGCAGCUUUCGCAUUGGCUGGUUUACGGACCAGCCCAGUUAUGGCGAGAACGAUGCCACGAAAACAAAUAGAAGUCACCGCUCCUAUAUAUCGUCGUGUGCUCGCCGCCCUUAUUUUCAACGCUUUGCAUACCUGUGAUUACAAGCGCUUGUUUCGCAGCCAGACUACUGUCGUCAUGGGCCAUCAAGAUGUUCUCGCUUUGAGAGCCAAGUCAGCCGAGAGCCCGAGGCCGUUUGGAUCAGAGUGGAAGAGGGAGUUCCCCUUUGACCCAGAGUGGCACAACUUGAACCACGGAUCGUUUGGCACAUAUCCUAAACAUAUCCGCGAUAGACUUCGUGCGUACCAGGACCAGGCAGAGGCUCGUCCGGACCCAUUCAUCUUCUACGAGCAGCCCAAACGCAUCGAUGCUGCGCGUGAAGAGCUUGCCAGACUAGUCCAUGCCCCCCUCGACACGGUUGUUUUCGUGGGCAAUGCCACAGACGGCGUAAACACCGUCCUUCGUAACUUGGCCUGGGCCGAGGACGGAAAGGACGUCAUCCUCAGCUUUUCUACCAUCUACGAAGCAUGUGGCAAGGCGGCUGACUACCUGGCCGAGUAUUUUGAGGGAAAGCUUGAGCAUCGGGGUAUUGCCAUUACAUAUCCGCUCGAGGACGAAGAGAUUAUCCGCGCUUUCCGAACCACAGUCAAGGAGAUUCAAGACGAGGGCAAACGCGCCAAGGUCUGCAUCUUUGACGUGGUCUCGUCCCGGCCCGGUGUUGCCUUCCCUUGGAUGGACAUGGUCAAGGCGUGCAAGGAGCUCGGCAUCAUCAGCCUCGUUGACGGAGCCCAGGGCAUCGGCAUGGUGCAUCUGGACCUCACGGCCGCCGACCCCGACUUCUUUGUGUCCAACUGCCACAAGUGGCUGCACGUCCCUCGAGGCUGCGCCGUCUUCUACGCGCCCAUCAGGAACCAGCAUCUCCUGCGGACGACGCUCGCCACCAGCCACGGCUUCAUCCCGAAGCUGGUGCAGCGCACCACACCCAUGCCGCCGAGCGCAAAAAGCGCCUACGUCAACAACUUUGAGUUUGUGGGCACCAAGGACAACGGGCCGUACAUGUGUGUCAAGGACGCCAUCGAAUGGCGCCGAGAUGUCUGCGGCGGCGAGGACAAGAUCGUCUCGUACCUGUGGGACUUGAACAAGAAGGGCAUCAAGCUCGUGGCCGACGCGCUGGGCACCACGUACCUCGACAACAGCAAGGGCACCAUGACAAACUGCGCCAUGGGCAAUGUCUCGUUGCCGGUAUGGGUGGGCGAGAGAGGCGAGGGGGCCAAGGAGACGGAUAUCGUGGUGCCCGAGGAGGACAGGGACACGGUGUUCCAGUGGAUCACAGAGACGCUGGUGAGGGACUACAGGACGUUUAUGUUGCGGUUUAUCAUGGGAAAUCGGUACUGGAUCCGCAUUAGUGCGCAGAUCUACUUGGAUCUAGCGGAUUAUGAGUUUGCCGCCAAGGCUCUGGGGGACAUUUGCGAGAGGAUCGGCAAGAGGGAGUACCUGAAGUGA
Molecule: messenger RNA, 4218 nt
Organism: Metarhizium brunneum ARSEF 3297
Lineage: Eukaryota; Fungi; Ascomycota; Sordariomycetes; Hypocreales; Clavicipitaceae
Gene: egt-2
Product: Hercynylcysteine sulfoxide lyase
Molecular function (GO): NAD+ binding
Source: RefSeq, a predicted model, not a curated record